Molecule: messenger RNA, 1005 nt
Organism: Naegleria fowleri
Lineage: Eukaryota; Heterolobosea; Eutetramitea; Acrasida; Naegleriidae
Exons: 2
Coding region: 1-1005 (334 amino acids)
Biological process (GO): rRNA base methylation
Molecular function (GO): rRNA (uridine-N3-)-methyltransferase activity
Source: RefSeq, a predicted model, not a curated record
AUGUUCGCACGAAUCAAUAAUUAUUGGAGAAGUGGAUUGUUUUUGCGAAGGUCUUGCCACCCGGCGCCUCUCCAUCAAAAGCUUUGCUUAAAAUCAUCAUCGUUAUCAUCAUUGUGUGAAUUAAUGAAUCAACAUGGUUGCAACUCGGCACCUUCUAGAAGGUGGAUGCAUAGUCAUAAUAGACAUGUCUUUGCUUUGCAUUACAAUGAACUGAAUGAAUUAAUUUCAGGUUCGGAACCGAAUGAAGUAGUGGGAAUUGCCGACUCGGCCUUACUCAAGAGAAUGACUACAAUAUUACGAUUCAAACCUGGAGAUCAAUUUGUAUUGUUUGAUUUGAAUUCAACCUAUCAAUUAUUUAAAGUUGUUCAAAUUGACAAGAGAAUGAUAAAAGCAAUUAAGUUGCAACAUGAUCAGGAUGAAGAAUUACUGACUCUUUUAAAUCAACGAAAGAAAUUCACAAUUACUGCUUCUAUUUGCAUGACCAAAUCAAAAGAUACAUUUGAAGAAAUGAUCUAUCAAUGCAGUUCAAUGGGAGUUAAUCGUAUUGUUCCAAUCAUCACAGAAGAAAAAAAACAACAGCAACAUGCAGAGUAUUUCGAAAACAAGAAAGAACGUCUCAAUAAUAUUAUGAUUGCAGCUAUUGAACAAUCGAAACAAUUCUAUGGAACGCCUUUCAUUGAGACUCCAAUUUCAUUAUCUGACUAUGUGACUAAGAUUUCACGUAACCAAAGUUACGACACGGAAAGAAGAAUCUUCUUGGAUGUGGACGGAGAGCUUUCUUGGAUGAAUUUAUUAAGGGACAUCGAACAAAACAAAAACCAGUCACGUACCACAAGUAUUAACGUUUUGGUUGGACCCGAAAGAGAUUUAUUUGAUCACGAGAGAAAAUACUUGAAAGACAUGGGUUUUACAUCAAUAUCUCUGUCUAAGAAAAUCGUAUACAAAAGUGAAACAGCAUUUACAAUUGCAAUGGGUAGUAUUAUGAGCGUGAUUUGGAACAAAUAG